AAGUUCAUCUGUGAAUGAAACAUGAAGACAUUGCUGGCUACUAGUAUUGUUGCAUUUACCCUCGCAGCUAGUACCGGUGCAUACUGGAAUUCUCGGCCAUACCAACUGACACUUCGACGGGAAACCAAUACUAUAAGCUCAUGCGACAUCGUGUCUUUCGGCGAAACACAGUUGCACAAGAGUCUCUUGCCAUCGACAUCAAGGCAAAUCAUCAGGCAGCACAAUGCUGUACCAUCUGCUGGAUCACUUGGCGACAAAGAGAUAAUACGCUUUCUAUCAUAUAACACCAACGAAUUAUGGCUUCGUGCGCAGCUGGAGUGCUCAAAUGACUUAUCGUUUGUUGGACCAAGUGGACUCAGUGGGCUCGAGACGCAGGUGCCAUUUAGGGAUCAAGGGGUGUUGCAUGGUGUUAUGUUAGAUGUACCAGUCCCGCCGCUAGAAGUUGUCAGUCUUUUGCAAUCUGGGCCGUCAGACAACCGUAUCGGCCUUGCUUUCUUCUCUGACGGGUACACAAUGCGUGAAAGAGACAAGUUUCUUGAUGACGCAAUGCGUUUGGUCACCGACUUGUCAUCAAAUCAGACGUUCUCCACCGUCAGGCCUCUAUUGAACUUCUGGGCCGUGUUCUCACCUAGUCAAGAAAGCGGCGUAGGUGUCAAUGGGAAAGCUAAGAGGACUCCCUUUGGUUUAUACCGCGAUGGCACGGAAUUGAGGGGCCUAUACGCAAAUAACUCUGAUGUUGCGUUAAUGGCCUGUGCGUCUCUCGGAAAUAAAUGUAACUAUGCGAUUCUCCUUGGCAAUGAUCCAUUAUAUGGUGGGCUUGGCGGAGAAUAUACGACAACUACUGCCUCCCUAGCAAACGGGGCGUUGGUCCUUCGACACGAGAUUGGUCACUCCAUCAUCGACGUAGGCGAAGAAUAUGACGGAGGAUUUGCUUAUUUCGGUGUUAAUGCUGUUCACAAUCUCUCAGACGUGACAUGGACACACUGGCUCGAGCACAAGGAAGAUGAUGCAAACUUGUUCCGCGCAGAACGGUCUACGAUGCCGAUGCAAGCGUAUCCGUGGACACUGUUGAAUACGACUCAACCAUGGACGAUUUCUUUCUUGUCGUCAGGAAACUACGCACGCCAUUUGAUCAAGUUCUCGCUGUCUAGCCUCCCAGAUCAAGAUGAUUUGGUUAUCUUGUUCGACAAAGUAGAUUUACGCUGGACGCCAAGAAAAGAUAUCGGCGUGGAUAGGUGGCACUAUGAUGUUUAUGAGGACACGUCAUUGAGCACUGGCGUGCAUGAAAUCUCAUUUGUCCUGAAGAACAACGCUCUUGAAGGAAGCGCCCAAUUAUGCAGUGUAGAGGUACUGGAAUAUGGGACAGAGGCUGAAUUCAACGCGACGCUUGGUCACUAUGGCGUGUUCCCGACGUUCAGCAUGGAUAAUGAUACGUCUUAUCGUCCGACGAACGACGAUUGUCUCAUGCGCAGCGUCACCAAGCCCAACUUCUGCAAAGUGUGCUUGGAGGGCCUUUGGCUAUCGCUGCUCAAACGUAUCGAUCUCAUCGACAACUUCAAGAUAAUGUGUGGGGAUGAUCGCCACAGAACGUUCGAGGUCGAUCUGGUUCCGCUUGCCGAAUUUAGAGAACAUCCCGUCUCCAGCGAGGAAAGCUACACCAUCGCCUGGUCGAAGGACGGGAAAGUACUUCCGCAGUUUGCGAAUAUGACACAUGUAGACGUGGGGGAUGAAGUUGGGACGUACCAUGUAGAUGUUCAGUUCUCGACGGAGGAAGUGCGUGUAGAUAAAGAUGGACUGCUUGGAGCUAGCAGGUCGUUCACUGUUACUGAGCCUUGCCUCUGAGUUGUACGAUAAGAUGUUAACACCUUAAGCCUGAAAAUUGACCAAGUCUAGUGGUUGCCUCUCGAUUCUCCGUCC
Messenger RNA from Suillus discolor, 1917 nucleotides. RefSeq names its product IgA peptidase M64-domain-containing protein. Gene Ontology annotation, molecular function: metallopeptidase activity. Lineage: Eukaryota; Fungi; Basidiomycota; Agaricomycetes; Boletales; Suillaceae. The record is from RefSeq and is a predicted model, not a curated record. The coding region runs from base 22 to 1842 and encodes 606 amino acids. The transcript is spliced from 9 exons.